AUGGCUAAAACGGAGGACAGUGGCUUCUAUACAGGAUCAUUACUUACGUUGAAUGCCAACUCAUCCGAUGAAUAUGUUAAGGGUAUUUAUGACGAAUGGGCUGAAAAAUAUGACAAGGUACUGCCGCUGUCCUCAUUUCAGAAACUAUAAGGGCAAUGGGUACAAGCUCUUGGCGUAGCGAUUUCUAGGGUCGUUUGUGUGGGCAAGCGUUAAUUACUUAUGAUUGGUUAAUGGUUGCCUUGAAUACCAUCGACCAAUCAUAAGUAACGCUUGUCCAGCCAAACAAUCUCGAAAGUUACUACUCCCAAAGUUUGUAAUAAUUCUCCCUACGUAUAGCCUGUUCCAGGCUCAGAGAUAGUCGGGUCCGUUGAAUUGAGGAAGCGCGAACACGAAAAUAUAACCUUAACGCCGACUAUUCGCGCGCAUUCCCCACUAUCUGAGAGCGUGGAACAGGCAAUUCUCCCAAGAGUCUGAAGUGGGGAAUUAACCACUGCUUUGAGAUCUCCGACAGUAACAAAAACAUCUCAUUUUGUCAAGAUGUAAAACUUUUGAAAGCAGUUUAAGUGAAGUACCUAAGCGAGUGGCGAUUGUGCAUGCGUCCUCAGUAUUCCCCACGGUUUCUCUUUCUGUAUAUUUUGUUUACUUCGUUCCUCUAUUUUGAAUUGUUUUUGUUUUCAAUACACACGUGCAUUCAAGUGCACGGGCUAAUUUGAUCAACUAGAAUAGAGAAAUAAUGAAUGAUUACAGUGUGCUUAUGCCUUAGUCAAUUCCAAGCAUACAUAUCAAUAUUUAAUAAUGUUAAUAUUUAUUGAUUUGUAUUGCGCAAAUAUCAAUCCAGGGAAAGGAAUUUUCAUCUGCGGAUAACAUUGACUCAACAAAAUCCUAAAAUCCUAGUACAUAUUUGAAAAGUUUUAUUUACAGAUCGUUCCUGAAAAUUAGUAAAAAUAACAAUUUAAAUAUAGAAAUUAAUCUUUAAAAUCCUAUAUACAAAUCCUUCUUAAUAAAGAGAAUAAAAACAAUAAAUUAGGUGGGAAACGCCUUCUGAAAUAAAUGAGUUUUAAGAGCCUUCUUGAAAGCAUUAACUGAAGAUAUAUUUCUAAUAAAAAGGGGAAGAGCGUUCCAUAAUUUAGGGGCAGCCAUAUAAAAAGAUCGAUCACCAAGCGUGGAAAGAGACAUAUCCACUUCAACCCAACCCCCCGGGUAGUUGUUAAGUCUUGUGUUCUCACUGUGAGGCAUUUGGCAUCAAAGGGGUACCCGGGGAUGGGCAACAUGUCAAGAUUUGACAAUUUCUCUUCAAAUUCUUCGCAAAGCUUCCCAAACUGGCUUCCACGGCCUUUUUGGCCUUUUCACGCGUUUUUGCAAAAUCCGCGAAAUUCAGGAAUUAGCUCCCACGAAAGUUUCAUGUCACACGUAUCUCUUUUUUCAUCAGGUCACAGGAGAGGCUGGCUACGUAGCUUACAAGACAUGCACUCCAAUCUUUGAUCAACUCCUGCGAGACAAAUUUGACAGCAAACACUCAGAGCUGCGAAUCAUUGAUGCGGGAGCUGGGACAGGGAUUGUGGGGAAGGUCCUACAGGAUCUCGGCUACACCAACAUCGACGCCCUCGACAUCUCGCAGAAAAUGUUAGACGAAGCAAAGAAGUUGAAUGUAUACAAGAAUUUCUUUUGUGCGCCGCUUAGUGAGGAGCCUGUAGCGGAAAUCGCAAAUGAUCAGUACGAUGCUCUGAUCUGUAUUGGUACCCUUACAGUUGGUCACGUUAAGCCACGUGCUUUCGAUGAGAUUUUGCGCAUUGUGAAACCUGGUAAGGAGCUAAGGGUCUGUUUAUAUAAGGUGAGCCAGCCCCACUGGCAGGGCUGGCCCGCUUUCGAUACGGUCUAGUUCGGCUCAUGCUUUGUUUCCUCUUAACUGUUUUCGUUGUGCUUAUAUGAGAAGUGGGGCUGGCCGGCUUGGUCCGUCUGUUAAACUUUGUUCUACAUGCUACGAUAUAAUAACGUUUUCAUUUAUACAAUCAGCGUACAGGAAAUUUCACAGCACUGAGACGCAAUUGCCUUAGAUCAGAAAAGAUCAGCGAUUUUGCUGCUCCUUGAUAUUUCCGCGGCAUUUGAUACUGUGGAUCACUGUAUCUUGCUUUUACGCCUUUCUCGUCGAUUUGGAAUUAGUGGUACGGCAACCUACCUAAAACCAGUAACUACUUUGCAAAAACGAGUCGUCAGAAUAAUGACUUUUUCCGACCCUAGAUCACAUUCUGAGCCAUUGCUAAAGUCUCUCAGACUGCUAAAAUUCUCUGAUACAACUCAUCUCGUAACCAAAGAGGUAUAGUUUAGGGCUUGUUCCUCGAUGUUUUGCACGACAAACAGAAACUGGGGAGCCCAUAGCUGUACCCUGUAACUGCUUGCAGUGUUUGCCGUUGUACUGAAAGUGAGUCGAAGUCAAACAGAGGUUGAGUAGGUCCAUAAUGUCGUCUGUAGGUAGUAGUAGUUCAACAGUAGAGUUCUCAAUAGCGUUCUCAGUUCAGUCUAGAGCCAGUUGAAGUGGAAUACUGGUGAACAGUGAUUUCACGUCAAAGGACACUAGUUUGUGGUCGUCCGGUAUUUGUGUUGUCUACUACUAUCCGGACUUUGACGAGACAAAAGCAACUAGUUUUCCACUCACCUGACAGCCUACAAGACGAGACUGAUUAUCUUAACAACGUUUUUAGUAAGACCAAUUACAAUACGGACUUUGUUAGACGGAACACUCACAGUGAUAUUGAUUCCAACCCUCAGACCAACGUCAACUCUGGCCCUGUUACGACAGCGACUAUACCGUACAUCAGAGGCACCUCUGAAACUACGCAUAUUAAAACCUCACAAUAUACGUGUUGCACACAAACCGAUUACACUUUACGACGACUGCUUACUAAUGUCAAGGACAAAGACAAACCGGAGAACAGACAGGGAGCAGUAUACAAGAUCAAAUGCUGCGACUGCCAGGCUUCCUACAUUGGUGAAACCGGCAGAAACCUUAGCACGCGACUGAACGAACACCAAUGAGCGACGAGGAAUAGUGACGUCAGCAAUCACAUUGCUGAGCGCCAUUUACAAACGAAACAUCAAAUUGACUGGGAUUCUGCGACAUGUAUAACGUAUUCUACAGACUACUAUCAACGUCUUACUUUAGAAAGCUGGUUUACUAACUUAGAAUAAACGCCACUGAAUCGUAGCCAACAGUUACCAGCGCCGUACAAACGACUUAUUUACGAAACCAAGCAAAACUAACUACGAGAGAGCGACUGGAGAACUGACAAUUUGACUAAUGGCAAUAGACGACUGUUUAACUGUGACAAUAGACGGAUCGAAACGCACCAAUUACUAAUUACGAGUCUUCAUAGCCAAUAACAUCACGGCUUAACUGACGGACGACCAAUAUUGACCAAUCAGAUCAGCAACCAGAGUAUAAUACAAUCAACUGACGUGAUACGACUCACUUUAACUCUAAAGAGCGUUAUGUAACGUUCGAGACGACAUCCCUUAAUGAUAUGGAAUUGUGCAAGUGUGGGUUGGAAACCUGUGUAUUUGUCACAUAUUCAUGUUUGUGAUGAGAGAGUGCUGGCUUCACCAAGAGCGGGUAACUGAUUGGAGUUCUUUCGACCAAUGUUUGAGUAUAGUUCCUCAGGUGACGGCAAUGUGAAAAUCGGCAUUCUAUUAUCUCCGUAAAAUUAGGCUCAGGCAUUCGUAAACAUCUCCCCUUUGAUGGAGCCCAGCUUCUUGUUUAAGCGCUUGUUACAGCAAAGAUUGACUAUUGUAAUUCGUUACUAUAUGGUUUACCUACAAAACGUGAUUAAACAGCUCCAACGGGUGCAGAACGUAGCUGCUUGUGUUGUUACUCUUUCGCCCAAGUUCUGUCAUAUUACCCCUGUUCUUGGGAAUCUCCACUGGCUUCCGAUUAAUCUUCGGAAUGGGAUUGAAUUUAAAAUACUUACUGUUACUUACAAGACUCUCCAUGGACUUGCUCGUACUUAUAUUAAAGAUCUUCUUCCAAGUUGCCUCCCGGCAGGGGAUCUUAUGUCUUCAAAGAAAAAUCUGCUUGCCGUACGUGCUUUUAACAUAACAGUUAUGGCCGUCGUGCUUUUUCUGUUUUUGCCCCGCUUCUUUGGACUAGUCUUCCUCAGCAUAUUAGGGAUGCUGGAUCACUGGACAUUUUUAAAAGACAGUUGAAAACUGUUCUUUUUUGUUGUUGUUGUUCUUUUCGUUCUUUUUUAAAUUGAUGACUUGACUGUGGUGCUUUUAUAUCUUAAAUAAUUUUUGUAGUUUUUUUUGUAGUUUUUUAUUGCGGUUUUUAAAUUUUAACUUUUGCUGUAGUUUUAAAUUGUUUAAACUUAUAAAUAGCGCCUGUUGACCCUGGGAAAGGGCGCUUCAUAAAUGUCUCAUUAUUGUUAUUAUUAUUAUUGUUAUUAUUAUUAAUCCAAUCAGAAUGACGAGCGAUGUUUGUUCACUUUUAAGAAAAACAGUUUGUCCCAUCAAAUUCAGUGCGGUGCACUAGUAUCGCGCCAAGUAUAUCAUAGUGUUUGCAGCGCACUCGCUUCGCGGGUUGCUCAGUGGUCAUGUGAUAAAUUGCAUAUUAAAGGAGACAAAUGGAAGUGGGAAUAGGAGACCUUCUUAUACUUCAUCGUCCAAAAAGAAAAGUUGUACAGAGCCUGCAAGACAACUGUAUCAGUCCUUGCCUUCCUUACAAUUUUUACUAAUUGUUCUCGAAAGUUAGUUAGCCUGCGUAGCGGCAAAUUUUAUGACUUCGGCGUUUUGGAAAGGUUAAAAAUAACAGGCUGGUAGAGUGAAGAAUGCCUCGCUCCAUGCAAGGUAAUCCAAGGCAGUCUUGGAUUCUGAAUUCAAAGCCGAUGGCUUCCGGAUUCCAUGCACUGGAUUCUGGAUACCUUGUCAACGAUUUCUGAUACGUCGACAAUUUGUAUCAAAAUAUUGUACGCGCGCACUUUCCAUGAUUUUUUCUUAAUUUUCGUUUUUAAACGCAAUUUCUUUGAUACGAAGGCUUUUUACUUGGCCUAAUUCUUGUCGUCAAAGGCGGACUCAAAACUAACCGAUAUUUCUCUGUCUUUUUGGUUUUAGGUGGUAUUAUUGGGUUCACUCUUCGAAAAGACGUCUACAACGAGACUGUUGAACACGCUGUUUUCAAAGAAACAACCAAGUUUGGCUACCGCGAAAAAAUGGAUGAGAUAGAAAACGAAAAGAGAUGGAAGCUUCUACGAUGUGACUUGAUAGAUUAUCAUACUUCGAUGGAUGAAUUGCGAGCAAAGUGUUACUCGUUAAUGUACCAAGUUCUAUGA
This is a messenger RNA of Porites lobata, 5318 nucleotides long. The record is from the annotation of a GenBank genome assembly. Lineage: Eukaryota; Metazoa; Cnidaria; Anthozoa; Scleractinia; Poritidae.